AUGGAGAAGCCAGUUCUGUCUUCGCCGAGUGCUGAUCCUUCACUGGUGUUCGUGGUGAAGGAGCACAUGUUCGACAAGGUCGUGACGCCCAGCGACGUGGGAAAGCUCAACCGUCUGGUCAUCCCCAAGCAAUACGCGGAGAAGUACUUCCCGCUGGACCCGGAGGAGAGCGACCGAGAAGGCGCGGCGUCGUCGCCGGCCGAGACCAAGAAGCUGGGGCUGCUGCUCAGCUUCGAGGACCGCGGCGGCAAGCCGUGGCGCUUCCGCUACUCCUACUGGAACAGCAGCCAGAGCUACGUGAUCACCAAGGGGUGGAGCCGCUUCGUGAAGGAGAAAGGCCUCGGCGCCGGGGACACCGUCUCCUUCUCGCGAGGCUCCGGCAACCCCGCCGCGCGCCGGCGCCUCUUCAUCGACUGGAAGCGCCGCCAGCCGCAGCCGGCGAGACCCCACCUCCGGGGCUUUACUAAUACUAUCCCGCUCCCGAGCGGGCCCCUGACCUCUCCUUUCAACUCGAUCAUGGCGUGCGGCCACCACUGGCGCGCGCGCACCGCACUCUACAACGUCAAUUGGCUGGCACCCGCCGCCGCGGCGCCGCCAAAGCCGGAGGCGCACCCGGGAGCCCCCGGCGCGACGAUGCCGCCGUCCGUGACGCUCGGUUCGCGUUCCAAACGACUUAGGUUGUUCGGGGUCAACCUAGAUUUCUGCGAGCCUCUACCGGAGUAG
Zingiber officinale is the source of this 723-nucleotide messenger RNA. RefSeq names its product B3 domain-containing protein Os03g0120900-like. The record is from RefSeq and is a predicted model, not a curated record. The coding region runs from base 1 to 723 and encodes 240 amino acids. The transcript has a single exon. Lineage: Eukaryota; Viridiplantae; Streptophyta; Magnoliopsida; Zingiberales; Zingiberaceae. Gene Ontology annotation, molecular function: DNA binding; DNA-binding transcription factor activity.